Molecule: messenger RNA, 792 nt
Organism: Trichomonas vaginalis G3
Lineage: Eukaryota; Parabasalia; Trichomonadida; Trichomonadidae
Exons: 1
Coding region: 1-792 (263 amino acids)
Source: RefSeq, a predicted model, not a curated record
AUGAGUCGAAUAGGGCUCACAAGAUCAAUUCUUGUGAAUUCCGCUCCAAUCCAAUCUUCUCCUAUUAGGUCAGAAACGAGUUCUGUCAUUGAAGUUAAAAAUGAUAUAACUCAGGAAGAUGUAAACCGUUUAAUUGCAGAAAAACAUCGUUUAUCACAAGAAGCAGCAAAGCUAAAAGCAAGAAUAUCUCGUUUAGAAAUGCAAAAUAAAAUAAAAGAGCGAACUGACAAAGAAAAUCCUCGUUUUUUAACUAGAGGAGAGUUUGAAUACCGAGCAAUUGAACAACAAUUGAUUCAACAACGUGCAACGAUGAAUGAAUUGCUAAUGUCAGAUAAAGCAGCGCAAAUUUACGAAUUAAAAGAAAGCAUUCGAUUAAUCUUUGAAGAAAAAGAACGAUUAAAGGAUCUUCAGUUAGAAAAGCAGAUGGAAAUCAAUGCGAAGAAAGCAGAAUGGGAAGAACUGCAAAGAACAGACGGUCCUGAGAUUUUUCAACAACAAAUCAUUAUAAUUGACGAGCUUAAAGAAAAACUGGCUAAGUUUAGGAAAGCCAAUGAGAAAUUACGCCUUAAAGUUGAAAAUCUCAAAGAUCAGAAAGAAAUCGAGACAAAACUUGCAGGAAGCCAGCCAAAAAGACAAACAGACUACUUGCGCAUUCUUAUUCGUGAUGCUGAAGAAGCAACAAAGAAAAUUGACGAAAAAAUCGAAGAAUCUAUUUAUCAACAUUCUGAGAUUAUGAAAGGACUUCAUAUUGAGUUGCUCCAAAAGGGUCUCGAUAAGGAAUCUUUACUUUAA